Phragmites australis (common reed) is the source of this 3259-nucleotide messenger RNA. RefSeq names its product pentatricopeptide repeat-containing protein At1g18900-like. Lineage: Eukaryota; Viridiplantae; Streptophyta; Magnoliopsida; Poales; Poaceae. The coding region runs from base 388 to 2949 and encodes 853 amino acids. Gene Ontology annotation, molecular function: protein binding. The transcript has 3 exons. The record is from RefSeq and is a predicted model, not a curated record.
AAUAUAAAAAAGAGCCCCUCGGGGUCGGGGCUCUCCACCUCUGCGGCCGGCCUCGUCUUCUUCUUUCCCACUGACGCCGCCGCCUUCCGCCCCCACCUCCAUGGAAUUCUUUACCCUUCCUCCCUUCUUCUACUGACUGCCGUGGCGUGGAGUGGAGCGGAGGUGAAGAUCCCGCCGCAGCUGCGCCUCUCUUCCUCCUCUCCAAGGCGGCGUCAUCCCCUCUUCUCGGCUGCCGUGGGGUGGAGAUCCAGGACUUGGAUUGACUUCCUGUUUCCCUUUUGUGGUCUGUCGUUGAUGGGCCGCAUGGAGUUCAGCGGUGGAUAGAUAGAAGUCUAAAAUUCCACAUUUGACGUCAUUGAAAAUUGUGCUUUGAUAUAUUAACCAUUCAUGUUGAGGACAAAGCAACUCGGCACACUAACACAGUGUGCGCGAUCCUUCUAUCUUAAUGGAUCAAGGUGCACAGAUGGAGCUUCAUGCACUUGCCCUGAUGAUGAGACUAGUGUUCCACAAAGGCAGACUGCAAGUGGUAUUGAGCAGAAGUAUCAUUCAACCCACAGAGCUUCUGUGAAGACUCAGCUUCCUGUACAACAUGCUGUUGGAUCAGUUGGUCGUUCUACUGGCUACCCAGCUCCAGCUGUUCAUGCCAUUUCCUCCACCUCAACUCCAGAAAAGGAGCCUGCAUCUAUCAACAGGGGCAGUCAUCCUCGUAACCAUCAGGUUCUAGGAAGUGAUCAUGUACAGCCAUCUAAGCAGACUCCCAGAAGCAUUUCCCAGUCUGGAAUUGCAGGAACUGGUGUAUAUUCUGAUCUGGUUAAUUUCAAAUCCGCAUCUAAUAAUGGAAGCACCGAUCAGGCUCCACAGAUGGCUACUAACUAUUCUUAUCAGCCAUUAUCUGAUAGCCGUUCUUCUAAUAACAAGGCACAUGAUCAACGUAGCUUUCCUGAGGCAAAAGUGCCUUACAACCCUUCCAUGAAAAAUGAUUUUGGGAAGGGGGCCCCUAGAGCUGGCUAUGCGAAGCCAAGGCAGAGUUUUUCAGGGCCAUCUGUUACGGUUUCUGGUUCACCAUCACAAAUAAGGAAUACUGUUCAGCAGCAUGCAAACUAUCAUUCUAAUAAUUUCAAUUCAGACGCCAGGCAAGAGGACAUUCAAACUCGGAACCUGUCAGUUCUGAAUGGUUUUAGUAGUUCUGGCAACAAAUCUCAGGUUCCUACAGGAUCAAUAAAAGCUCAUGGUGGCGGACCUCAAUCUAACUUAAGGUCAUUGAAGUCACUUCAGGCAGUUGAACAGUAUUACCACACACUGCAGCAAAUGAAAUGGGGUCCCAUGACAGAACAUGUUCUGGAUAGUCUUCAUUGCAAGAUAGAUGCAUUUCAGGCUAAUCAGGUACUCAAACUGAUUCAUGACCACACUGUCGCUCUCGGUUUCUUUCAAUGGUUAAAGCAGCAACCUGGGUUCAAGCACGAUGGUCAUACCUACACAACCAUGAUAGGCAUCCUUGGACAGGCCAGGCAAUUUGGCACACUGAGGAAACUUCUUGAUGAGAUGAGCAGAGCUCAAUGCAAACCAACUGUGGUAACAUAUAACAGAAUAAUACAUGCAUAUGGUCGUGCAAAUUAUCUAAGGGAGGCUGUUAAAGUAUUUGAGGAAAUGCAGGAAGCAGGUUAUGCACCUGAUCAAGUUACAUAUUGUACAUUGAUUGAUAUCCAUGCUAAAUCAGGAUACCUGGAAGUUGCUAUGGAUUUUUAUGGCAGGAUGCAAGAAGUAGGCCUGUCACCAGAUACUUUCACCUACAGUGCCAUGGUUAAUUGCCUUGGAAAAGGUGGUCAAUUGGCAGCUGCUUAUAAGCUUUUUUGUGAGAUGAUUGAAAAUGGCUGCACACCUAACCUUGUUACUUACAACAUUAUCAUUGCGCUCCAGGCCAAAGCAAGAAAUUAUGCAAAUGUUGUUAAGCUGUACAAGGACAUGCAAGUUGCUGGAUUUCGUCCUGACAAAAUAACAUACAGCAUUGUUAUGGAAGUUCUUGGUCACUGUGGUCAUCUGGAUGAGGCUGAAACUGUGUUCAUUGAGAUGAGACGUGAUUGGGCUCCCGAUGAACCUGUAUAUGGUCUCUUGGUGGACCUCUGGGGCAAAGCUGGCAAUGUUGACAAGGCACUCGGAUGGUACCACAUGAUGCUCCAGGAUGGUUUGCAGCCUAAUGUCCCUACCUGUAAUUCCCUCUUGAGUGCUUUUCUGAAGAUGAGCAGGUUUCAAGAUGCCUACAGCGUGCUUCAGAACAUGCUUGUCCAGGGACUUGUUCCAUCUCUGCAGACUUACACCUUGCUGCUCAGCUGCUGUACCGAAGCUCAUUUGCAGAUGGGCUUAUGCUGCCAGCUCAUGGCAAUCACUGGACAUCCGGCUCACAUGUUCUUGCUGUAUUUGCCUGAUGCAGAACCUGGUGGCCAGAAUGUUAGAGAUCACACCAGGUAUUUCUUGGACAUGAUGCACAGUGAGGACAGAGAGAGUAAGAGGGGUUUAAUGGAUGCGGUCAUAAACUUCUUACACAAGUCUGGUCUCAAGGAGGAAGCAGGUUUUAUAUGGGAGGUUGCUGCGCAGAACAAUGUAUACCCAGAUUCUUUGAGGGAGAAGGGCUCGUCAUAUUGGCUCAUCAACCUUCACCUGAUGUCUGAGGGCACUGCAGUGACUGCACUGUCCAGGACACUAGCCUGGUUCCACAGGCGGAUUCUGACAUUGGGCACUGGCCCUGAUAGAAUUGACAUUGUCACCGGCUGGGGCAGGAGGAGCAGGGUAACUGGAUCAUCGCUGGUUAGACAGUCCGUUCAGAAGCUCCUGAACCUCUUCGAAUUCCCAUUCUUCACCACUCGAGGAAAUACUGGCUGCUUCGUCGGAUGUGGGGAGCCACUCAAUAAAUGGUUGCACAAUCCUUAUGUUGAGCGCAUGCAUUUGUUGUAGUGGCUAGUGAGGUUAUUGAUCAGAAAUAAAGGACUUAAUUAGAUAGGUGCAGUUUUGUGAAAGAAUCAGCUUGGAUAAAGUUCCAGUGCACCUGCUCUAGUUUGGUCUGAGUGUGUUAGUCAGGUGUAGUGUGGUAGUUGAAUGGUUGCUUGGAAACUAUUUAUUGUGAUUGCGAUAACAUUUAGAGAUUGCAUUGUUGCGUUUAGCAUGAGAUAAAUUGGUCAAAAUUAGUCAGUGAGAAUUGUUUCAUGUUUCAGUACAUCAGGUGUUCAUGGUUCCAACUCUUCUUUCAACUUGAUUGACAAGCUGA